AUGCAUUCAUCCUUUUGCCCACUUUUGAUGAUGAUGAAGAUCUUUUGUUAUAAUAUUAGGGGUUUGAAUACAUCCCUCCGGCAAGUAGAACUCAAGAGAUGGGUUCAAGCUUCUAGACCUUUAUUAGGAGGAUUUUUGGAAACACAUGUUCAAAUAGAGAAUGCGACUGCUAUUUUGGCCCGGAACUUCCCGGGUUGGCGUUAUGAUUUUAACUAUACCUCUAAUGCUCAAAAUGGGAGAAUUUGGAUUGUUUGGGAUCCUGCUGUCAAUGUUAUCACCUUCUGUAAGACUGAUCAGCUCAUCACCUGUGGAGUUUUCGACACUGCGGCUAAUCUAUCCUUCUCAUUAACCUUUGUCUAUGCCCGUAACUGCAUGAUCGCAAAGAGAGAGUUAUGGCAAACUUUACAAGAACUUCAUGACUACGGUCUCCAACGCAAUCAUCCUUGGUUGAUUCUUGGGGAUUUCAACCAGAUCCUUAGAGCGGAUGAGCACUACUCACUCCUUCCUUAUCCUCAUCCAACUCAAGGUAUGGCUGAAUUUCAACAAUGCAUUGACUCUUGUGAAUUUCUGGAGCUGGCAAGUAGAGGGGCGGACCACACCUGGUUUAAUAGUCAGAUUCACAAUCCGAGCACUAGGAAGCUUGAUAGAGCACUGGUCAACAAAGCAUGGUUGACAACUUUCCCUCAGGCAAAUGCUCUUUUUGAUGCUCCGGGAGGUUCAGAUCACUGUCCUAUUCUAGUUGCGACCUCUGAAAAUGAAGAAAGAAGAAAGGUCCCCUUCAAGUUCUACUCCUUCUUUACUUCGCAUCCUGACUAUCCAGGACAAGUUGAAGCAGCCUGGAACUCAACUAUUGUGCAAGGGAAUAUGAUGUUCUCCCUUUGUCAGAAGCUCAAGGCUGUUAAGAUGGUUUGUAAAAGCUUGAUACGCACUCACUUCAGUAAUAUUCAAGCGAGAUCAGCGGAAGCAUUGGAAGCUCUGAGCAAUACUUAG
Camelina sativa (false flax) is the source of this 990-nucleotide messenger RNA. NCBI's taxonomy places the organism in Eukaryota, Viridiplantae, Streptophyta, Magnoliopsida, Brassicales, Brassicaceae. The record is from RefSeq and is a predicted model, not a curated record.